UUCCUCCUCUUCCUCUCCCUCUUCCUCCUCUAGUUACUCCUCAGCCUGCAGACCCCGGGGUGAGGAGCGAGCAGUCAUGUUGAUGCGCCUCAUAUCUGCGCUCAUCUUCCUCAGAGCCUCCGCGGAGCUGGGUGCACAGAGCACGGGACGCUCCCUGCAUCACAACGACCGGAACUUUUCAGACCCGGAUCACAUGGGACAAGAGCUCAUUCACACCCAGCAGCCAGAGCUGGACCCACUGCCAGCAUCUUUGACUAACUCCCUUUCCCCCCCCCCCCCCCCCCCAGGUUCUGCCUUUAACCUGAGAGUCCAGGUCAGUGACGUGCGGAGUCGUCAGCCCCUGAGCAAGGCACUGGUGGAGGUUUACGUCAACUACAUGGUCGCCAGCACUGCGCUCACCGGGGAGGAUGGUGGCGCUCUGCUCCACGUCCCUUACCUCACCGGUGUGCCCGUCACCGUCGUGGCCAGCAAGGAGGGAUACAUCCGCUCACUGCUGCCCUGUGAAACCAGCAGGAUGCCCAGUAAGAUACUUAAUGUCCGGGUAUUUUCAUCAGUGACCAUGUCACUACUGGGUCUCAAUCAAGGGAACAUCUGGCUCUUUGAGGAUUCGGUCCUGAUCACUGGAAAAACAUCUGACGCUCUGUCGCAGCCAGUGGUCCAGUUCCCCCAGAGCCUCCUGAAUCUAACGGAGGACAGUAACGUGACCGAGGUCAGAGCCUACCUGACCUUCCCCCAGCUGACGUCAGAGAGCCAAGGCUUUCCCAACACUGUGGGCAUCGUGGGCAGUAAGUCAGGUAAAUCAGGGCUCGUCAGCGUGGAGCUGAGCCCGAUGGCGGCCGUGAGUGUGCAGCUCUUCUCAGGAGACACGGAGCUCCAUGUGAGCGGCCCCGUGCAGCUCCGCCUCAGUGUUCCCGACAGCUGUGGACUUCAGAUGUCCAGCGUUGUCCCAGCGUGGUUCUUCAACCGGACCACUGGCGGGUGGAUGAGAAAAGGCCUCGGGAAGCUGGUGUCAGUCGAUGGAAAACUCUUGUGGACGUUCACAGCUCCUCACCUCGGACACUGGAUCGCAGCUCCAUUGUCCUCUACCAGAGGUUUCUUUGGACUUGCUCUUCCCAUUGACUUCAUCCUGCAGCAUUCGUCUCUCCUGAUGGUCAUACUGGGAGCAACGCUUGUCAUCGUCAUCUGUCUUCUGGUCGGAGUGUUGUGUCAUCGCAGAAGUUCCCAGAGCGGCUCUCAGACGAAGUGGAUCCUGCCGCUGACCAGAAGAGACCAAACCACCUCCACGUGUGACGAUGACGUCUUUGAGCUACAAACACACAACGGGCUUCACCAGCCUCUUGCAGACAAUCAUCACAACGGCAGUGUGAUAGCCAAUCCCGGCGCGGUGUGCGUCAGCGAGCUGGACCUCAACCCUGGACCGAAGGAUGUGACUUGUCUAUUUCAAACCACAGAGCAGAUGAGAUCUCUGGCGGAGAAUUUGUUUUUCUACAACCAGCCUGUUGCCAUCCUUCACCCUCCGGCGUUCUUCCACGUGGAGGAGGAGGAGGAGGAGGGACUCAGCCAGAGGAGCAGGUCGGCUACGCUGCCCCGUGCGGGGGGGGCUUCAACCGGCACCGCCUCCGAGCCGCUGAGUGAAGACAGCUUCACCCAGUCACAGAGCAAAGGUCCGACUGGGACCCAGAGCCAGGAGGGAGAGACGGAGGACCAGCUGGGAGUUCUGGAGGAGCCCACCACCAGCACAGCCAGGGGUCACUUCAGCCUCCCGGAGUCAGCCUCCGUCCCAGGAACAUUGAACAGAAUCAGGGACAACAGACACUCGCUUCUUGCCUUCGGAGAGUUCUCUGGAGUCCCGCCCCCUCAGACCCCCCGGGCCUGGUUCGUGUCGCUGGAGGGGAAACCCGCGGCCGAGAUCCAUUACGCCGGGUCGGAGCAGCAGAGGAGACGCAGGCCGGUGGACAGUCGGGACACCAGUUUGGACUCGGGGGUGGACAUGAGCGAACUGAACCCGUCGACUGGAAGGAGGACCGUGACCCUGGAGCGCAAGGCUACCUUCACCAAAAGCACAUCUGGCAGCAAACCUCCAGCUCCACAGUAAAGAGCCUUGAACACAGAACUCGUGGAGUGAGCAGAAUCAUAGUGACCUCGUUAGUUUAAUAUUCACAUCUGCUUCCCGACAUCCUGUCUCACCUCUUCUCUCCGGCCUCAAGGCUCCAGUUUGAACUGAACUCAUCCAAAUAGCUUUCA
Molecule: messenger RNA, 2244 nt
Organism: Pleuronectes platessa (European plaice)
Lineage: Eukaryota; Metazoa; Chordata; Actinopteri; Pleuronectiformes; Pleuronectidae
Product: protein FAM171B
Exons: 8
Coding region: 77-2095 (672 amino acids)
Source: RefSeq, a predicted model, not a curated record